Molecule: messenger RNA, 4138 nt
Organism: Mustela erminea (ermine)
Lineage: Eukaryota; Metazoa; Chordata; Mammalia; Carnivora; Mustelidae
Gene: MIS18BP1
Product: MIS18 binding protein 1
Exons: 11
Coding region: 515-3223 (902 amino acids)
Source: RefSeq, a predicted model, not a curated record
AGAGCAUAACGGGAGGAGCGGCGGAACGCGCUAGGGGCGCGCGACCUCUGAAAACGGAACGGAUUCUGUGGAAGACUAGAGCGGCGCUCUGGGUACUGUUGGCAGCUUGGGAUUACCCUCCUCUUGUGGAAACAGCAUUGUCCGCGCGGUAGGAGCCACCCCCAGUUUUUUCGAGUCACUCAGUGACGCAGUUCCUGAGCGCGCCAAUGAGGGGCUGGCUGGAGGGCGGGCUCUUCAAAUUUGAAUUCCCAAACUGUUGUGGGUGUCGGCGAACCUCGCGGAGGAAGUGAGGGUCACCUGAGGCUCGGCUGCGGGGCCUGGAGCUGACUUGGGUGGGAGGCGCGAGCCCUGGGAUCGCCCAACCCACGCGAAGCCAAGCCCGGACUGCCGCCUUCUAGCCCUGUCAGGCUCUUCACCCAAGGUUCCUCUGGGCCCCUGCUGAAGGUCUACUACCCUGAACAUUGUGUUUAACUGACCUACUGUUAGAGAAAAAUUGUUUCUACUGUUUAUCAAGAUGAUUGCAACACCUUUGAAAUACCCAGAAAUUCCUUUGUCUUCAGAGACCUCUUCUCCAAGAAAGAAUAUGCCCAUGCAAGCAAUCUUUUUUGACAGCAUUCCUGCAGGCACACUUACUCCUGUGAAAGAUUUGGCAAAAUAUCAGAUCCCUUUUUUAACAUUGAAUGACUAUAAAAAGAAAAAUUUCCUAGAAAUGACAAAUUUUAAUAAUAAAAAUAUAUUUCAUUCCACCAUGCUAGCAGAGGCUACCACCUCUAACAGCUCUCUUGAUAUCAGUGCUAUAAAGCCCAACAAGGAUAGAUUAAAAAAUAAAACAAACUAUGAAUCACCAGGAAAAAUAUUUCAAAGAAUGAAAGAAAAAGUACUGCGUGACAAGCAAGAACAAGCAUCAGGAAACAGGAGUUUGUUGGAACCACCGAAAAGUGAAAAGAAAAUUUUCACUCCUAAAGGAGCUGAGAAAAGACUAUUGCAGUGUACCUACAUCUGUGAAGAAAAGGAAAACAACAAAUCAUCCCAAUCAGAUAACAGUUCACCAAAAGAGGUUCCAUUUCUGAACCAAGAACAUGAAAAUGUUUCAACUGCUGGAUUCUCAAACAAAGCACUACCUAGAGCUCAGUUGGCUAAACAAAUUCUUCACUCAAAGGAGAAUACAUUUGUAACCACUAAGUCUAAAAAGGACACCUUUGUUUUAGGAGGUGUUGAUUCUGUCAUUGAAAAAUCCCAAAAUUCUACUCUUGAGACUCUCAAUACUAACUGUGUUCCUGUUAAAAAUGAUGGCCAGUCAGUGGUUUCUGAUAGUAAGAUACCAACAGAAAGGACUUCACAACAGGAGUUUAAGGAAGGAAAUGAGAACACAAUGCCCAGAGAGACUGAUGUCCUGGUUUCCAUGAAUGAUACAUGUAAAAUUGUGCUUGCAACUCCAAGAUAUAUAACAAUACCUCGGAAAUCAAAAAGAAAUGCUUCAAAUCAUUCUCCAAGUGCACUUCAAACUCUUACAAAUGAAGUUAAAAAAAAUAAGGUGGUCCAGCUACAGGAAUGGAUGAUUAAAAUCAUAAAUAAUAAUACCGCUAUAUGUGUAGAAGGAAAAUUGACAGACAUCACUAACAUAUAUUGGCACAGUAAUGUCAUUAUAGAACGGAUUAAGCACAACAAACUUAGGACUUUAUCAGGCAAUAUUUACAUAUUAAAAGGGAUGAUAGAUCGGAUUUCCAUGAAGGAAGCAGGAUAUCCAAAUUAUCUCAUAAGGAAGUUUAUGUUUGGCUUUCCAGAAAAAUGGAAAGAGCAUAUUGAUAAUUUUCUAGAACAAUUAAGGGCUUGUGAAAAGAAAGAGAGAAAGGCCAGACAAAAACAGAAAAUGAGAAGAUUUGUCCCUGAUAUACAAAAAUCAUCAAAAAAUGAUGUGAGAGAAAACCAAACAGAUGUCCUCCAAAAAGCCAGCACUACUUAUGACAUUGAUUGUUGUCAUUUGGAAGUGAAAAAUAGUAAGCGCAGUAGGUUGCCAGGAGCCACAGAAUUAAACGUGUGCCAUGGUAAUUGCCAAAAUAAACCACCAUUAAGGCUCCCAGAUGACCAUGUAAAUAAUACUUUUCAAAAUGGAGGAGGAAAUGACUUAUCUAAUGAGGAAUUAAAUGGGAAGAAAGAAUAUGAAAACUUGUCUUCAAAGAAACUUGAAAAUUGUGAAAGAGCAGAUGAAACGAUAAUUAAAAGUCAGAAGCAAGAGAGAACUGAAGAACCGAAUGUAUCCAUUGACAUUCUAACCUCAAGACAGCUGUUUUCCUCAGACAAAGAAAGAAAAUGUAUGGCUCUUAAUCAGAAGGAAGCUUAUAUUUUAGUGACACCACUUAAGUCUAAAAAAGUGAUAGAACAAGAAUGCAUGAAGUAUAAUCUGUCCUGUGGCACCAUUAAAGCAGUAACAGAUUUUGCAGAGCCAAAUCAUCAGAAAGAAAGUAAAACAGACUUAAAUGGAACUGUACAUUUGAUCAAUAAGCCCACAAAGAUUUUCAAAAAUGCAUUUGAGUGUAGUGUAGAUCAGAAAAAUAAAAACAAGGAAGAUUGCAAUGAAUGUGAUUUGCUCACUGUCAACCAGAAAAUCAAAAUAUCUCAUCCUAAAAAGGAAAAGACGGUCACCUCCAAUUUUAAGAAAAAUACAAAGUUGUUACCAAAAUUGAAGAAAACCAAAAAGGCAUCUAUGUCAUUUUAUGAGCAUCAGUCUUCAUCAGAUUUGUCUAGUGAAGAGAGCGAAACAGAAAAGCGAAUUAGAAAGAAAGCUGAAAUUGCUAAGAAAACCAGAGCAAGGAAUACCAAAGUGGUUCACUUAAGGAAAAGCACAAGAACCACCACAAGGAAAAUCCCAGUGAUUUCUGAAUCUGAAACUGAAGAAAGUGAAAGUGAAUUUUAUAUCAAACAAAAGAAAGCUAGAUGUUCUGCUAAAGAAAAUCUUCAGAAAGCUGGUAUUAGGAAGGAGUCUCCAAUUAUUGAGGCAAUGGGCUCUAAUGAGACAAAUAGGCAUUCCUUUGAAUGUUUUCCUGGUAUAAUUCAGGAUGAAGAAUGGAAUGAGAAGGAAUUACAGAAACUUCAUUGGAGGCUUUCCCAAGAGCUGACAAGAUGGUGGAUGUGGAACAGCAGAAGCACACCUUCUGCAAGUUCAUCUUUGGCAUCGCAGACCUUGACCAGCUGCUAUACAGUCCUAGGAGGUUGUUGCAGAUGAUGUAUGGUGCCUAGCCGCAGCAGAGAUGAAACUGGAGUUUGUGGGAGAAGCCAUACUCACUGCUGGAGCACCUGUGCAAGACCAAGAAGGAAGCUCCCCCGCCAUGGCAUAGUCCCGAGGUGCUCCUGCAGGACAUGAUCACCAUGCCCAAGAUGGUGGGCAAUGGUGGGGGGGUCUAAAGUGGCAAGACCUUCAACCAGAUGGAAAUCAAGCGGGAGAUGAUUGGCCACUACCUGAGCAAGUUCUUCACCACCUACAAGCUUGUGAAGCACUGCAGGCCUGGCUUCAGAGCCAUCUACUCCUCCUGCUUCAUGCCUCUCAUGUAGCCUGUUUGGCCAAUAAAGGCACAGAAUUCUUUAGUCAAAAAUUUUUAAAAAGCUCCAGGAACUAAAAGCAACCAUUCUUGAAAAGAACAGAAAUUCAGAAAAUUUGACAGAAGACAAAAAGGCUCAAAUGAAAAUUUUAUAACUGGGAAAUAGAAUAAUCAAAAUAAAAAACUUAGUAGAUAGGCUCAGGAACAGAAUGGAAAUGAUGAAGGAGACAGUCAAUAUCAGAAAUGAAGGAAUAACAAGAGAAAUGGUAACUAUCUGGGUAAAUACAACAUACUGUUUUCUUGAAUUCUUUAGAAUGUUUACUGGUUGAUAGCCAAUAUUACAUUGUAUGGUGGAAUUUUGAAUAUAUGAAAUUUAAUAUAUAAAACAACAAUAUAGAGAGAGAAAGGAUGAAGAGACUUAUGGUAAAUUUUCUAUUCUACUCGAAGCAGUAAAAUAUUGAUUCUAAGUAGAUGAUUAUGUUUGUAGUAAUCCAUAGAGCAACUACUAAGAGACUAUAGAGAGGUAUUUUCAAAUAUACAUUAUAGAUAUAAUACUAAAAAAAAUUUUAAUCCAAAAGAAGACAGAAAAGGAGAAAUAGAGA